This is a messenger RNA of Chenopodium quinoa (quinoa), 1489 nucleotides long. RefSeq names its product peroxidase 4-like. The transcript is spliced from 4 exons. Gene Ontology annotation, biological process: response to oxidative stress; hydrogen peroxide catabolic process. The coding region runs from base 320 to 1285 and encodes 321 amino acids. NCBI's taxonomy places the organism in Eukaryota, Viridiplantae, Streptophyta, Magnoliopsida, Caryophyllales, Amaranthaceae. The record is from RefSeq and is a predicted model, not a curated record. Gene Ontology annotation, molecular function: peroxidase activity; heme binding.
CAUAACAAAAUUCCAAUAAUUGACUUAUCUUUAGGGGAUCAAACAUUAAAUUAGCCUACCACUUAAGAACACAACUCAAAACCAACCUUCAAUUACAUGCAACUAGGCAUAUUUAUAUUGGACUAUUCAUUAUUGGUAGGGUUUCUUAUUAUAUGAAGUAUAACCUUGAGAAAUCUUAUCAUUAAGAUCACUAUAUAUAUCAUGCAAUUUCCUUAAGCUUCUUCAAUCCAACAACACACGUCCUAGUUUAAUUUGUUAGCUAAAUUUGCUCGUCAUUUGGCUAACAAACUUCCUUUAAUUUUGAAUAAUAAUACAAAUUAUGGCAUCAUCUUCUUUCUUAGCUGUGUUUGUAGUUGUGGCUUUACUUGUGGUUUCUUUAGGGAGUUCAAAUGCUCAACUUACGACGAACUUCUACUCUAGCUCUUGUCCCAAUCUCUUAUCUACCGUAAAGUCUGUUGUGCAAUCCGCUAUCAACAAAGAGGCUAGGAUGGGUGCUUCGCUCCUUCGUCUAUUUUUUCAUGACUGCUUUGUCAAUGGAUGUGAUGGAUCAGUCCUACUAGAUGAUACUUCUAGUUUUACUGGUGAGAAAACCGCUAUUCCCAAUAGUGGUUCACUAAGAGGAUUUGAAGUAAUCGACCAAAUAAAAACCGCGGUUGAGAAAGCUUGUCCUGGAGUUGUCUCAUGUGCUGAUGUUUUGACCAUUACUGCAAGAGAUUCCGUUGUCAUUCUUGGAGGACCAACUUGGAAUGUGAAGCUAGGAAGAAGAGAUGCUACAACGGCUAGCUUAUCUGCUGCUAACAACAAUAUCCCAGCACCAACCUCAAGCCUUAGUGCUCUCAUCACUAGUUUCAAAAAUCAAGGGCUUUCCACCACCGAUAUGGUUGCUUUAUCUGGUGCCCACACAAUUGGACAAGCAAGGUGCACAAGUUUCAGGACGCGCAUAUACAAUGAGAGCAACAUUGACGCAUCAUUUGCCAAAACAAGGCAAGGAAAUUGUCCAAGUGCUAGUAAUUCAGGCGACAACAACUUAGCACCGUUGGAUGUCCAAACCCCAACUUCCUUUGAUAACGACUACUACAAGAACCUUGUUAGCCAAAAGGGUCUUCUACACUCCGAUCAACAAUUGUUUAGUGGUGGUUCCACCAAUGCUCUCGUCCAAACUUAUAGUAGCAAGCCUAGCCAAUUUAACUCCGAUUUUGUCACCGCCAUGAUCAACAUGGGUGAUAUUAAGCCGCUCACCGGAUCCAAUGGUGAGAUUAGGAAAAAUUGUAGGAAGGUUAACUAGUUUAAAUAACUUGUGGUUGUAAGUAAUAUAUGAGCAUAUAACUAUGUAAUGCUUGUUAUAGUUGGGUAAUUUGGUUCAAAAGAGCCUAGGUGUGCUUAUAGCUUUCAUCUUGUCGUCACAAUUGCCAGUUGAACUUGUGUUCUAAGAGUUUGUUGUAAUUGUAAAAUGUUCUAUGAAUCGAAUUGGAGUUUAAUUAUUAUGUCC